Molecule: messenger RNA, 3720 nt
Organism: Acanthaster planci (crown-of-thorns starfish)
Lineage: Eukaryota; Metazoa; Echinodermata; Asteroidea; Valvatida; Acanthasteridae
Gene: lig4
Product: DNA ligase 4
Biological process (GO): double-strand break repair via nonhomologous end joining; DNA biosynthetic process; nucleotide-excision repair, DNA gap filling
Cellular component (GO): DNA ligase IV complex; DNA-dependent protein kinase-DNA ligase 4 complex
Molecular function (GO): DNA ligase (ATP) activity; DNA binding; ATP binding
Source: RefSeq, a predicted model, not a curated record
GUUGCGCCCAUCGCGGCCUGUUUGGUUUGUCUCAACUCGUCUUCCUCCUGUCCAGAUAUCUUGGGUAAUCGGUGUCCCUUCAAAAGCUAGGUCCACAACACUGGAAGAAUGUCAGAUGCUGGCGAUUUGCCGUCGACAUCGACUGCUGACUCAGUUACGGUGGCCAGUCGCAUCCCGUUUGCUGAGCUUGCUGGCUUCCUGGAAAAAGUCCAAAAGAAGCACGGCACAGACGGCAAGAGACAGAUGUUUCGUGAGUUUCUUGAGAAGUGGCGCGAAUUUCACAAACAGCUGCACAAGAAUAAUCUAGAUACGAAAGACAACUUCUACCCCGUCUUGAGGCUUCUCCUACCCCAACUGGAGAGAGAAAGGGUUGCCUACGGGAUCAAGGAGCAUACCCUGGCCAAGCUCUACAUUGAAAUCCUCGGUUUGGCCAAAGAAAGCACUGAUGCCAAGAAGCUGCUCAACUACAGGGCGCCGACCGCAAAGCAGGAAGCUGGGGACUUUGCCAGUGUCGCGUACUUUGUCCUAAGGAACAGGUGCCCUGAGAAAGGAAGUUUGAGCAUUCAGGACGUCAACACCUGCCUGGAUGGCAUAGCGGCCAGCAACGCCGCAAAGAAGAAAGACGUAGUCAAGAAGAACCUCAUGCACCUCUUACGGAACACUAGCGCCCUCGAGCAAAAAUGGCUUGUCAGAAUGAUCAUGAAGGACAUGAAGUCUGGACUGAGCCAAGUGUCCAUAUUCCAUGCUUUCCAUCCUGAUGCUGAAGACUUUUUUAAUGUCACAAACAACUUGUCCAAGCUUUGUGCUGACUUGAGGGACCCCAGUGUGCGGAUGAACGAAGUCGGAAUCUCUGUCUUCUCAGCGUUCAGCCCCAUGCUGGGCAUGAGGGCAAAUCUCAACCAGGUCGAGAAGUUGAUGGAGCACAAGCCCUUCUACAUCGAGACGAAGCUGGAUGGAGAGAGGAUGCAGCUGCAUAAGGAAGGAAAUGACUACAAAUACUUCUCAAGACGAUCACAUGACUACUCUCGAUCGUUUGGUGAGACUCCAGAUGAUGGCAGCCUCACUCCCUACAUAACAAACUGCUUCAAAAGGAAUGUUCGUAACUGUAUCCUGGAUGGAGAGAUGCUUGCCUACAAUCCAGACACGAAGACAUUCAUGACGAAGGGUGAAAAUUUUGACAUAAAGACCUUGAAAGAUGACGAAGAUCUCCAAGUCUGCUACUGCGUGUUUGACAUUCUUCUCUACAAUGACAAGAAACUGGCCAACCUCCCUCUUCAUGAACGAGUCGAGUACAUCAAGGAAGUGUUCACUCCUGUUGAAGGCAGACUUCACAUUGUGGAGAGACGGGAAGCAAGUUCAAAGCAGGAGGUCGUGACAGCUUUGAAUGAUGCCAUCGACAACCGGGAAGAAGGAAUUAUGAUCAAGAACCCCAACACCACCUACCUGCCAGACAGGAGGAAAGGCAGUGGAUGGCUGAAGAUCAAGCCAGAGUACGUGGACAAUCUUAUGGAUGAGUUGGAUCUCUUGGUGGUAGGGGGUUUCUUUGGCAAGGGGAUUCGAUCCCAGAUGGUAUCUCACUUCCUAUUGGCUGUUGCUGAGCCCCCAGAAGUGCCUGGAGAGCAUCCUGUCAAAUUUAUUGCCUUUGCAAAGGUUGGGUCCGGUUACACACUUAAAGAAUUGUAUGACUUCAACCAACGCCUGCUCCCACACUUGAAAGUCUUUAAGAAGGAAAACCCUCCUUCGUUUCUCCAAUUCACGAAGGAAAAGCCAGACAUGUAUGUCAAACCACAACAUUCCUUCAUUCUCCAAGUGAAAGCGACAGAAAUAAACUCUUCAACAAGCUACCCAACUGGGUGCACGCUUCGUUUCCCGCGGGUGGAAAAGGUGCGAGAGGACAGGGAGUGGCACCAAUGCAUGACGACGGAUGAGCUGGAAAAUCUAAGACAGGCAUCGGAGGGCAAGCUAGCAACAAAGUAUGCUGGCCUGGAGGGGGACGAAGAUGUACCAAGCAAGAAGAGGAAGGUAGCCACUCGAACGGCUAAGCCUGUCGGCGUGGCUGCUCGCUUCAUGGCCGCUGAUGUUUCAGAGGUCACAAAGGUGUCAGAGAUGUUUGCCGAGCGCGAAUUUUGUGUCAUCAACGGACCACCCAGCCACUCCAAGACAGAGUUGGAGAAGAAGAUCGUGGAGUACGGAGGGCAGGUGGUUCAGAACCCGGGGUAUGAAACGUUCUGCGUCUUAGCCGACAAGGUCAACCUGAAAGUGCGGAACAUCAUCAGCUGUGAUAUCUAUGAUGUGGUCAGAACGGAGUGGCUUCUGACAUGUUUGGAGGAGAAGAAAUGCCUUCCUUGGCUACCAAGUCACAUGAUUCACGUCUCCCCAGAAACCAAAGAACAGUUUUCAUUGCUGUACGAUCGUCAUGGGGAUAGCUACACAGAAGAUGUGGACGCGGAGAAGCUCAAGGAAAUCUUUGACAAAGUCGGUCAAGAGGGCGAUUAUCAUAUGCUCGACAGCGAGGCCAUCGCGGAGCUGGAACAGAAGUAUUUUCCCGGGGAGUCCCCCUUGGGGCUGUUCCGACUCUGCAAGGUGUACAUGGACUCAACUCUCAUCAUCAGUGACCAAUCAACUCACAUAAAAGACUGCAGCUUGGAUCUGGUUGCCAUGGAGAUGCGUUUCUAUGGUGCCACCGUCUCACCCAAGAUGGCUGAUGACAUCACCCAUGUUGUCUUGGAUCACAGUGACAAGACACGGCUUCCCUCGUACAAGAAAUUGCUGAGACAGCGAAGGAGUAAGUUUCAUCUGGUGUCGCCGGAGUGGGUGCACGCUUGCAUCGAGGCAGGCAAGAUGCUGUCAGAAAGGAGGUUUGAACUGGGCCUGCCAGCCGAUUAGAUACAAAAUAAAAAAAGGGGGAUGAUUGGAGAAUGAAGGUAGGGGAGUAGAGGGCUAGACGGUGAUGAGAUUAUGCCACGUAAAAGAAGAAACAGUUUCUUGUCCGUGAUUUGUUUUGAAAAAUGGAGGAAGUGGUUUUUUUUAAGAUGGCAAGUUUAUCAACGGUAAACAGAUUUUUGAGAGCCCUUUGUGGAUACUUUUGUGUUGAAAAGAGUUUUCAUGAAGGUUUUCCAGUUAAAACUUGCCCUAGUUGCUGCAUAUUUUGUCAGAACCAAAUAAAAAGUCCAGAUUUGAUACAAAUUUAAUCCCUAAAAAGAAAAGCUAUGAAAAAAGAACAGCUCGGGAAAAUUAAACAGCUAAUAGGAUUGGAAACAAUCUUUUUUACUGCACCAUAAAUUUUCCUUCAAAGGAAGGCACCAAAUUUCAGUGAGCUCUUACCUGAAAUGAUGUCAACAUCUUUAAUUGGGAAGUUUGGGGAAAUUAGGGUGUAAAUAUAUGACUGCGUCAAUACGACACUGCAGACAACUUUUUGUAUGAAGAGAAAUUUGUGCCUUAAAUUCAGCACAUACUGAUAGAAAAAUAUUCAUAGCGAAAUCUUUAUUUGUCUACAGUUUUCUCAAGCAAUCUUUCAGGUAUCAAAUUUAGUAAGACAAUGCAGACAGGAAACAUUGGUUUGUGAGAAGUCACUGAAAUCUACAUUUUGUAGAUUGGUACAUGCAAUUUACUUUAUCUUCCUGUUUUUUCUUGUUGUCUUCUAAAUGUAUAUGGUAUUCUUUGAUAACAAGCCUUUUGCGAGUUAAAUUUGAAUAAAAUCUGGUACACUGUGUUAUCUGA